Molecule: messenger RNA, 1962 nt
Organism: Guillardia theta CCMP2712
Lineage: Eukaryota; Cryptophyceae; Pyrenomonadales; Geminigeraceae
Exons: 30
Coding region: 1-1962 (653 amino acids)
Biological process (GO): translation; glutaminyl-tRNA aminoacylation
Cellular component (GO): cytoplasm; cytosol
Molecular function (GO): ATP binding; glutamine-tRNA ligase activity
Source: RefSeq, a predicted model, not a curated record
AUGGCCACCGAGAGCGAUGCACCAGGAGCAGUGACGAAGAGUGGAGCAAAGAAUGCCAAGAGUGACGCGCAGAAGUUCUACAAGAAGCGACCAGACCCUGAGGGGUUGAAGACGGGAGCCAACGCCUCUCGCACGCUCCUCUUGUCAGAUCCCAAGACGAACUUGCAGGCAAAGCCGAUGAGGGAUGGAGUACCCGAGGAGAAGAACUACGCUCGCAACUCACAGCAAGUUCUUGAUGAGCACCUCAAGACCACAGGAGGGAAGUACCUCACCCGCUUUCCCCCUGAGCCCAACGGAUACCUUCACAUCGGUCACGCCAAGGCGAUGAACUUUAACUUUGGGCAAGCCAAGAUCGCCAAGGGCAUGGGGAUCGGAGGCGAGACGAUCAUGCGGUUCGACGACACGAAUCCGGAGGCGGAGAAGCAGGAAUACAUUGACUCCAUUCUUGCCAACGUCAAAUGGCUCGGAAAUAAUCCAAUCAAAGUUACUUAUUCCUCUGAUUAUUUCGACGAGCUCUACCAGUUCGCUCUCCAGCUGAUCCGUCAAGGGGAUGCAUAUGUCUGCCAUCAGACCAAGGAUGAGAUCAAGGCGAGCAGAGACAUCAUCCGACAGGCGCACAUCGAUCACCUCAAAGAGAUGCCGGCUGGCGCCUACAGUCCCUGGCGAGAGACGGGAAUGGAGGAGAACCUUGCCAAGUUUGAAAAGAUGCGGACCGGACAAUACGAGGAGGGCAAAGCGAUGCUUCGUAUGAAAGGAGACCUCUGGAGCGACAACCCAGCCAUGUGGGAUACUGUCUUCUAUCGCAUCAAGUUUUCUCCUCAUCCCAAGGCUGGUGAUCGAUGGUGUAUCUACCCGACGUACGAUUACACUCACUGCAUCGUCGACUCGCUGGAGAACAUUUCUCACUCUCUUUGCACACUCGAGUUUGAGACCAGACAGGCUGCCGACGGCCCGUACUACUGGCUGCUGCACAAGCUUGGAAUCUACAAGCCCGUCACCUGGGAGUACUCUCGCUGCAACAUCACUCACAAUGUUCUCUCAAAGAGAAAGCUCAAUGCUCUGGUCACCAAGAAGAUCGUCAGCGGCUGGGAUGAUCCUCGUUUGCUGACCCUAGAUGGGUUGAGGAGGAGAGGAUACAGCCCAAGCUCCAUCAAUGCCUUCUGCGAGCAGAUCGGAGUCACGAGAUCAGGAACCAUCACCACUCAGAUGCAUGUGCUGGAGAAUUGCAUCCGAACAGAGUUGGACCUCUCGGCAAGGAGAGUGUUUGCCGUCGUGCGCCCUCUGAAGGUUGAGAUCACCAACAUGACACAGGAGGAGAAGCUGAAAGUACCAAAUCAUCCCAAGGAUCCGUCAAUGGGGGAACGCGAGAUUCUCUUCUCACGCACCAUCUUCAUCGAGCGCGAUGACUUCCGCCUGCAAGACGAUCCCCAGUACUUCGGUCUCGCUCCUAACAAGGAUGUUGGUCUGUUGGGAACAGGAGUUGUGCUCACGUGCACGGAAGUGGUCAAGGACAGCAAGGGGAACGUCGAGAAGCUGAAGGCAACUGUACGCCCUCGUGGAGACGCCAAGCCAAAGGGAAACAUCCAUUGGGUGUCGGAAGGAGCUGCAGUCAAGGCUGAGCUUCGCUUGUACAGCAACUUGUUCACCGUCGAGAAUCCAAACGUCACUCCUGCAAAAUCUGCUGCAGCGGCUGAGGAGCCCGUCAAGGGAGACGAAGAUGUGGAGGACGACGAGGAGGUAGCGGGAGGAGCUGGCUCCUGGCUGGACUACAUCAACCAGGACUCUCUCAAGGUGGAGAAAGAUGCUCUGGUGGAGCCGUCGCUCCUUGCCUUCGCCUCUCAGCCAGGCACCUCCUUCCAGUUCCAGCGCGUCGGUUUCUUCGCUGUCGACCUGGACAGCAGCUCGAGCAAGCUCGUGUUCAACCGUGUGGUUCCUUUGACUGGCCCAAGAGCUAUCGUGUAA